GAGGCUUGGUGGUAAUUAUAUUAAUGAGGGCUUCCCUGGGGAAGAAUCUGUGACAUCAGGAGAGGCACUUACCAAUUACAAGGCUGGGGGAGGAUCACUGUACUGUGAAGAGUUUGGUAGAGAAAAGGUACCAUUUAGCUGACAGGCAGAGGCUUAGCUGAGCUUCUGGUGACUAGAGAAAGAGGUGGACUAUGGAGCAUGGACAUGGGGUUCCAUCAAUGUUGACAUAGACUUGGCCAGACUGGUCUCCAACAUUAACAAUGACCUCACUAGCAGAGACCCUAUUGGACCCAUCCAGGUCUUCUUACCUGGACUUCAACCAUGGACCAACAAGUUCUCCACAACAUCAACACUCUCCAGUCUUGUCUCAUGGACAUUACCCAUUGCAUGGCUUCCACGCCAGUGGACAUGAUAGCCUUUUCUCCCCAGGGACUUCAUCUUAUGGAAGCAGAUCCUUGGCUUACCCCUAUGCAACUGCUGUUCCAAACCAUCACCCUCAUCAUGAGGGGAGCUCUUACCUGAGCUACCAACAUUAUCCUAGUACCACUGGCCAUGGUGGGAGGCUACAUGAAGACCCAGAGAUAGAGAAAUCAACAGUCAUAGAAAAUGGGGAAAUCCGAAUAAAUGGCAAAGGAAAGAAGAUAAGGAAACCUCGAACGAUAUACUCUAGUCUUCAGCUACAGGCGUUAAACCAGAGGUUUCAACAGACACAGUAUUUGGCUUUGCCAGAGAGAGCUGAGUUAGCUGCCCAGCUUGGCCUUACGCAGACCCAGGUGAAAAUAUGGUUCCAAAACAAGAGAUCUAAAUACAAGAAGAUCAUGAAACAUGGUUCUAGUGUUCAAGAUGGAGACCUCUCUCAUACUUCAUCCUCAUUAUCUCCAUGCUCACCCAACAUGCCUCCAUUAUGGGAGAUGCCCUCUGUUGGUAAAACUGCCCAAAUUUCCUCCAGUUAUAUGAACAGUUUCAGUCCUUGGUAUCAGACUCAAGACAACAUGUCAAGACCACCAAUGAUGUGAUUUAAAAAAAUAUCUAGAAUGUCACAAGGUCCAGCACAUAAAACAUUUGCCAUUUGCGUCACUCACAGAUGGAAACAUCUUAGUGUCAUUCAUGACUGAUAUGUUGUGUAAAAGUUACUAAAUUAUUGAAAUACUUGGUUGUUUGAACCAAAAGAAGGACACUCUUGAGUGAACAUGUCAUCUAGACUCCUCAAAGACUACAGAUUUAUUGCUAAUCAAUGAGGCUUUCUCAACACUCAUUCUUCAGGGAAUUGAAGUGGAUAAUACUUGAUGGAAGAUAUCUAUUGUUGAAGUUAUCACCCCUAAACUUCAAUUAUUAAAGAAGAACUUGGAGCAGAUAUUUAAAUUGUAAAAUGUCUGGUGAUGGGAGUUAUAAUUGGGUUUCAAAGUGCAACAAACAGGUCUCCUUAAUCACAGUUGCAUUAAUGUGCUUGUUUACUUUGAUCAGGCUACCUUGCUUAUUAACCUCAAGGACCAAGUUUAGUCUUCCUCUGAGAAUUGAGAGAAUGAAUAUGUUCUCCUUUUUGGAAUAAUUAAGGAUUAUUUAAAUAUUAAAGAAACACGUUGUUCUCUUUUAUACCAAAACUUUUUUUUAGUUUAUUAUUUUUAUCACAAAGUAACAAUAGUUGGAAGGAUUUAUAACAUAACAAGAUUGAUUCCAGUCCUAUAGAAAAGCGUAUUUAAUGAUUUUCUACAGAAAAUCACCAUUAGUGGGAUCUUUGCAAAAAAAUAAGUUGAUACAUUUUUCUAAUGGACUGGAAUCAACCCCAAUGUGUGGUUAAAAAAGUUUAAAAUUAAAUAAAUGAAUGGACAAAUAUUAUUAUUUUUUUCCAGUUGUAAUAACAACAAAAUUUAUAGUACAGUAGUUUCAGCCAUUUAAGUACCUUGACGAUAAAGAGUCUACAGAUUACACAUUUUGUGAGAUUUUAAUUGAAUCACAAGUAACAGCAAAUCUUGAGAUCUAAUCUAGAAAAUGUUUUGAGUUUUUUUAAUACACAUUAAAAACAGGACUAAAAAAAUGAUAUAAGCAUAACAUUAAAGUUUACCUAUAACAUCCAUUGAUCAGAAAUAAGGAGCGGAUCAUGUCGGAUAGACCAAUGAUAAAUCAGCCCCAUAGGUCCAGAUGAUAAAAGGAUAGUCAGAGCUAAAAGAAAUUGCCUUUUUGGUCUUGCCAUUCUCGCAAUCCGUGGCUCCAUAAUAUUUUUUUAGAAAGUGGGCUGAACCUCUCUGAUCCGACGAGUGGUUAUGUGCAAUCCUUAGUAAAUAAUAGGACUCACAGUUUCAUCAAAAUUCAGCCAACAUCGCAAGUGAUCUCAGAACUUGGCAAGGGGGGAAUAUGUAUUCCAAGUAUGUUUACCCAACAUAGACUGUGCGUUCACUAAAACAAAAAUUGGUGUCUGUGCAGUACAAGUUCAGAUAAUACAUAUGUAAAUUAAGCUUCACUGUACAUUCAGUAGAUUUGUUACAAUAGAAAAUCUCACCACUGAGAAGUUGGCGAGACUAAUAUGACUGAAAAGGUGCAUCUAAGAUGGAGGAUAGUCCUUUUAAAAAUAGGAACUUACAUUGAAGUUUCCCCAUUAAAAUACAGGUUACGCCCAUGAAAAACCUAUAUACAUUAUGUUUGUAAUCUCCAUUGUUAAUAAAGAAGAAACAAACAAACAGGAAAUAUUAUUAAACCUAUAGGAGAAGUAGGCAUGUGGGUAUAUUGUUCAUAUGUAUACAAUGUAUUAUUUAUAGGUAUUAAAUUGCAAAAUGCUGUCAUUUGUAUUUUAAGUCUUGUGAUUUUAAAAAUCCUGGGUUUUGCUUUUGGCGUGUUCUAUAUUAUAACACAUUCAGAACAGGCAAUCAAAUUAGAAUAUUAAAAAAAAUACACAAAACACAUUUUACACAGUUAAAAACGCAAUUUGGUAAAAAUAGAAAGUCGCAGCUACUGUCUUCUAUGAAAUGUUAAUAUCUCAAACAUUAAGGGGCUGAUUUAUCAAGCCGUCAAUCAGCCCCUAUGCAUCUGUUUCAGCGCAAGCCUUCAGGUUCGCAGGAAACAGGAAUUAAGAAGCAGCAGUCUUAAGACCGCCGCUGCUCCUUAACUUGUCCGCCACCUCUGAGACGGCGGACAGCAAUCAACCCAAUCGGAUACCAUCUAGCUAUUGGCCGCAAAUCUGCAGGGGGAGGCAUUGCACAAGCAUUUCUUGUGCAAUGAUAAAUGCUGACAGCUAUAGCGGAUCAUGUCUGCUCACACUUUGAUAAUUUGGUGCCUAAAUCUUCUUCCUAAGAAAAAAAAAAACACGGCAAAAGCAAAAAACACGAUUUUUAAAUUCACGAAAAUACUUGAAGGGACAUUCCAGUCAAAAUGUUAAUGCACAUAGAUGACUUACAUCUUUGAAUAGAAAUAUAUUCAUAAUAUGCAUGUAUUGGAAAAAAUGCUUCUAGUAAACGUUAUCACUGUUUUAGUCUUAACGUUUUUCUCUGCGUGCGCAUAGCUAGAUAUUCUCUGUGCUCCAGCAUUUUAAAUACUGAAGCUGCUCAGAGCUCCAGUGGAGCUUGUAUCAUGUCAACAAUAAAAUAUAUAUAGAAUUUUACACUGUAAUACAUAUAAAUAAUACAAUGUAUACAUAUGUACAAUAUACCCACAAUACCCCCCCUCCUAUAGGUGCAUUAUUUAUGUUCUAGUUUACUAUUGCAACAAAAGUUUCUAUUGACACAUGUACAUUGUAUUUGCAUUUAAUACUGUCCAAAGGGAUCAUUUACAUUACACCUUUAAUGUAGGUUGCGAUGCUGUAAAAUUCUGCCAGUAUCAUAAAAGAAUAUACCCAUAGAGAUGUAUAGUAAAACACCUCUUGGUUAGAAUGACUUCAAACAGGGAUUUCAGCCCUUUUUAACAUUUUAGGGGCAAUGCCAAUUACAAAUUGGAUAACUUUUUAAAAUAUUGCUUUUAUCUCAAUGCUUUUAUCAACGGGCCCAUAGGGAGAUGAUAUUUGUUUUCUCCUAGUAAACUAGAGAAAGAGAAAUAGUCUUAUUCUAAGCCAUUACUGUUUUUAAAAAAGUAAAGUAAAGGAAGAAUAAAACAAAAAGAUAUGUAAAGAAAACCACAUGAGCUUAUUGUAUUUCCAUUCAUAAGAUGUCAAAAGCUCUGAUGUUAAGCACAAAAAAAAAACUUGUUUACAAAAUUCUGCAGGGAUAUCAGUCGCUUAAAAAAAAAAAAAGACUCAUAACUUGUCCGCCUGCUCUGAGGCCCGCGGACAGAAAUCCACCUGAUCAAAUACUAUCGGGUUGAUUGACACCCCCUGCUAGCGGCCGAUUGGCCGUGAAUCUGCAGGGGGCGGCAUUGCACAAGCAGUUCACAAGAACUGCUGGUGCAAUGAUAAAUGCAGACAGCGUAUGCUGUCUGCAUUUAUCGUUCUGCAGCGGACAUAAUACGCUACACCGUAUCAUGUCCUCUCACACUAUGAUAAAUCUACCCCAUUGUAUAAAGUCACAGUUUUUUGUGAACUAAACUUAAUUAUUAUACAUUUUUGUAUUUAUUUAACCAAAUUGUAGCUAUGUUACCACUAUUUCCCAUCCCCUUAUUUAUACAAUAUUUUGUUAUUGUUUUUACAAUAUCAAGAUUUGCUGCUUUAUAUAAGAAAAACUACAUUUUCCUCAAGGAAUAUUUUGUUUUUGUACAAAAAAAAAUUGUAUAAUCCAAUAAAGCAUAUGUAUUUUUCCAUUGCUUUGUAUGGCAUAACAAAGCCACAUGUUAUUAAAAUUUUUAUUAAAUAA
This is a messenger RNA of Bombina bombina (fire-bellied toad), 4772 nucleotides long. RefSeq names its product distal-less homeobox 4 (gene DLX4). Gene Ontology annotation, biological process: cell differentiation; negative regulation of transcription by RNA polymerase II; embryo development. The transcript is spliced from 3 exons. Bases 261 to 1016 code for a protein of 251 amino acids. Gene Ontology annotation, molecular function: DNA-binding transcription factor activity, RNA polymerase II-specific; RNA polymerase II cis-regulatory region sequence-specific DNA binding. The record is from RefSeq and is a predicted model, not a curated record. NCBI's taxonomy places the organism in Eukaryota, Metazoa, Chordata, Amphibia, Anura, Bombinatoridae.